CCUCAGUAUCGACAUGAUAGAUAUUGGCAUCGACCCGCCUACCGCGGACUCUGGAGUCGGCUCUUCACUGCACGCACGCAGGCGUCGCACCGUUUCUAUUCAUGCACUGACACCGCCUUCCGGUUCCUUGGCUUUACCAGCCUUUCCGGUAAGUUCUGUUUCGGGGAGUUGAAGCUGCAGUCGAGGGAGAGAGACACCGGCAGGAACAAGCAUGGCCACCGACCGGGACCCUUCUUUCACCGUCAAGCUCGCCCAGCUGCUGCUGCUGUCUACAUACUGGGGCAUGCAGAUCUGGGUCACCUUUAUUUCAAGCUUCGUGAUGGACAACCACCUGAACAGGCACACUUACGGCUUCAUCCAGAGCCGCCUGGUUCCUUUCUACCUGCACUUGGGCUCCGGCUGCGCCUUCUUCAACCUCGCCAUCUACGCCGUCUACCAUCCCAGCGACAUGCUGGACGACAGGGAGGCCUUCCAGAUCUUCAUCUUCUUCCUGUCGGUCACCAUCGCGGCGGUCAACGCCCAGUGGUUCGGCCAGAUGACGUCGGAGAUCAUGGCCGACAUGCACCUGGUGGAGCAGGCGUGCGGCCUGGGCCAGGACAUCGGCCUGUCGUCCAACCGCGAGGCGUACGCCAAGCUGAGCGAGACGGACGCCAAGUACCGCCACCUGAGCGGGCGCCUGUGGCUCUACCGGCUGCUGUCGUCGCUCUGCAACGUGUGCUGCGUCGCCUGCAACUUCUACAGCCUCAGCUACAUGGCGGAGAACCUCAGGGCGCUGUGACGCAGACUCUUUCUUUUUUUUUUUAUCAGGAGUAAGUUAUCUAUUUAAUACAUCUUUCUUCCUCUGUGCCUCACAAUCCAUGAGCUGGAUUUCACCCCUUUGCCAAAAUCCACUCGACAGGCUUGCUCAGGCCUGUUACGCCUGUUUGGGUACAAGCCCCGCCCACAUGGCAGGUUGCUUAUUUCCCUCGGGCUAACUCGCUGCACCUGUCACUAAGGUAAUGCUUGGUUUUUCCUCUGUAAUCCGUUCCAAAAACUCAGGUGAGCUAUUUUUCCCUUAGGAAAAAAAAAAGACUAUAAAUACAAGACAGAAGUUAUAACGUCCUGCUGAUAACAUUAAAAAUAAAUAGCUCUGAUAAUAGCUUUUUUUUAAUAAUGAGGUUAGAGUACUCGCACUCGGUGGGUCAGGGUGAACAAAUCAAGCGCUCCUUCUCAUCUGUAAACAAACACUGUGGGAUUUGAAAUGGUCUGCAAAUGUUAAAGUUAAAGUACCAAUGAUUGUCACACACACACUAGGUGUGGUGAAAUUUGUCCUCUGCAUUUGACCCAUCCCCUUGGGAGGUGAGGGGAGCAGUGAGCAGCAGCGGUGGCCACGCCCGAGAAUCAUUUUUGGUUAUUUAACCCCCAAUUCCAACCCUUGAUGCCGAGCGCCAAGCAGGGAGGUAAUGGCUCCCAUUUUUAUAGUCUUUAUGUCCUGCGGAGAGGGGAAAAAAAAUGCUCACGCAUCAACACAUCGAACCUUAUCAGCCACCUGAAAUGCCAGCAUGGCUCCCACAGUGUUGUGAAAGCCUAAGAAGACGCCAAACAGAAGCUAACUACAGUUAAAGCGGCAUUAAAAACAUAUAAAUACAAUUAAGUUAUCGGUCUGAGAAGUUAUCUGUAUCGCCUCGGUUCGUUUGAUACCCGUCCAAAAAAAUAUAUAUAUUAGCAGCCAAAGCCAAAGAAGCCUGUUUUAAAAUUGUUGUAUUAUCGCUUGAAAGCCAAAGAAUAUAUUGUGAUGUAUAGAUGAUCACAAACGGCGGUGUUGCAUAUUGCAAUGUGGAUUUUAUCCCACGUCGCAUGUUUCCAAGUGCACCUUUUUUUUAUGAAAGCGCUAACACUCGCAACUUUGUUUGGCCCCAUUAGUGACUUGAGUCACCGGGUGCCUUGUAAAAAUGUUUAACCAAGACGACAUAUGAAAACCAGAGGAAAAUGUCGCUAAAUACGAAUCAUACAAAAAUAUGAUAAUAUAAUAAAUGAAUGACUUUUGCAAUUGUGGCAUUACUCCUCUGCAACCAGCAGGGGCGCUGCGGUCAAACACGGGAAGGCGAGCUCCGAUCUAUACACGGCUCAUCCAGGUAACAUCGUCUUCAUUUGAAGCGUUUCAAACACGUUUUGUCAAAUGGCGUACGACCGCAACAUGUCUGAUGGUGCGGAGCUGCCAUGUUUUGGUGCUAACUUUGUGGGCAGGGUGAGGUUGCACAUGAAGCACGGCCAGGAAUUUUAGUGUUUUUUUCUCUUGACGUCAUGUAAAGCACUCGCCAUGACACUUUUUAACUGGAGUCCUUUUUAUGCAAGUAUUAUUAUAGCUACAUUAUUUGCAAAUGUGUAUCUCAACCGGAGUG
Molecule: messenger RNA, 2381 nt
Organism: Nerophis lumbriciformis (worm pipefish)
Lineage: Eukaryota; Metazoa; Chordata; Actinopteri; Syngnathiformes; Syngnathidae
Product: biogenesis of lysosome-related organelles complex-1 subunit 2-like
Biological process (GO): endosomal transport; lysosome localization
Cellular component (GO): BORC complex; BLOC-1 complex; gamma-tubulin complex
Molecular function (GO): gamma-tubulin binding
Source: RefSeq, a predicted model, not a curated record